AUGGCUCCAGGAUGGGUCUCGACGUUGGCAUCCAUAGGUAUGGCCGUUGGGCCUCCUCUUGUUUAUGCUGAUCAGGCCGUAUCCAUUAUCCGGAAGAAGGACGCGACUGGUUUCUCUCGAGAUGUCACCGCCAUAUUGCUACUGGCGAACAUAACGAGAUGUUUCUUCUGGCUGGGUGAACGCUUUGAAUUUGCGUUGCUCAUGCAAUCCGUCCUUAUGAUUCUCGCUCAACUUGCUUUGCUCUACAUCUGCAUCCUUUACCGACCGCGACUGAGCCAUGAAGCUUUGCUUGGCUCCAGUCGACCUUUUGGUUUCUGGCAAUGGCCGACUUAUACGCAAUACAUCGAGUUUCUCGCUGGAUUCAUGUUGGUGGUCUUUCACUUUUGGGCUUACCCUGGGCUCACGGUGUUAUCUAGUUUGCUUCAGGCUAUCCUGUACCUCAUCCUUGGACGCUCCCCCAUCUUUGUGGGUGCCCUUGGUUAUAUUGCUUUGGGCUUGGAAAGUACCCUUCCCAUCCCCCAGUUGAUUAGCAAUUACCGACAAAAGUCUCUGUAUGGGUUCCGCAUGUCGACGCUCUUGGGCUGGGCAGGAGGUGAUCUGUUCAAAACCGUCUACUUCUUCCUGCAACAUUCUCCCCUUCAAUUCAAAGUCUGUGCCAUCUUUCAGCUCUCCAUUGACUUUGCAAUCGUGCUUCAACGAUUUACCUAUGGCAAUGCGCCCCCGAUAUCGGCCAUUCUGAACGAGGACGACGAGCUGGAGGCAGCGCUCGCACUUGCUGAGGAGCAACGGUAG
This is a messenger RNA of Coprinopsis cinerea okayama7#130, 792 nucleotides long. RefSeq lists its product as hypothetical. The transcript has 9 exons. Gene Ontology annotation, biological process: phospholipid translocation; retrograde transport, endosome to Golgi. The record is from RefSeq and is a predicted model, not a curated record. Gene Ontology annotation, cellular component: endosome; trans-Golgi network. Bases 1 to 792 code for a protein of 263 amino acids. Lineage: Eukaryota; Fungi; Basidiomycota; Agaricomycetes; Agaricales; Psathyrellaceae.